CUGUAUCUAUUAAUCUGUGGUGGUGCCGCUCAAGGAACAUGUGCCGCUGCCGUUGACAUUUGAAUUUGUUAAUUGUUUUGAAUCAUUUAAACUUUGUUUCCAAAUAUAAUUCAAAGAUAUUGUUCACAAUUUUACAUGUAUGUGUUUUAAUUAAAAUGGAUGGGUUUAAAGCUUUACAUGAUAUUGCUUUGGAAUUCGAGAACUACAAUCGGCAGGUAGCUGCUGAAUUAACCACAGCUGUUUCUGAACCAUUUGAAGACGUUGUUAACGUUAAAGUUCGCAAUAUUAAAUUAUUAACUUCUAAAUACAGGCUGUUGGAAGCAAAAUCCAAUGCUGCUACACCCCAGGUACAGGAAAAACUCAAAAAUGACCAAACUAUUCUGGACUACGAAGAGGAGGUUUCUUCUAAAAUUACUAAGCAGUUAGUGGUGAAAGCGGUCACACAAAACAAUACUGUAAAAAAGUUAAUCACAAUGCCAAGUGAGAAGUUGGCACCUGAGUUUGUGGUAAAGAAAGAACAAAUUAUUGAAGAACUGAAAAAAUUCAGUGAGCAUGAGGUAAAAUUCGCCUUCCUGGAAAAAACCCUUGAUAUGACUGAAACAGAACUCAUGGAGGUGCAGAGAAGGUGGGACCAGGUUGCUGGGCAGUUGAAGGAUACCCCCAAAGAGCAGCAAGACAAUGGACCCUUGGUUCAAAAACUGCACGUACUUCAUGAGAAGUUAGACAAGAUUCGCUGGCUGAUCGCCAAGCUAGCGACGUCGCGCGGUGAUUACGAUUGGUCCACAGACCCGCAUAACCGCCUGCGCGCGCUCGCUAUGGCCAGACAACAUGACAAUGUGUAAUCAUCAUAGGCGUAUAUAACUGGGGGACAUGCCCACCCCAUUAUGGUCCAGUCCCUAGAAGUCUGGGCUACCGAUUUGAAAUUCUACGAUGGACGCCAAAAUACAAAAUAUACAAAGAAAAAUCAAUAUAACCAAUGGACCCGUUUCAAAGCAUCAGCGUCCACAAACAUGGUAAACGAAAUUUCAUUGGGCUAAGCCCACACUAGGAAAUAAUCCUAGAUACGCCAAUGUAAUCAUGGAUGAUGAAGUUUUUAACGGACCUGCCAUACACUGCACGACUGACGUGGGAAGUAGGCAGAGACGUCGUGUGCCCACGUUAAGCUCAAAACUCAUCUAACACCGCUGACAGGGCUAUGUAUCGCCGCGCUGUCCAUCCGGCGACGGUUAAAAUAUUUCGUAUGAUCUGAGAGCCAUGGUGGAUAUUUUUGAAUAGGUAUUUAAGUCAAUUUAAAAACUUGUCUUGUACCUCUCGUAUGCUACCCUUACACUGACCUGGCUGGGGAGUAUCAAUAGCAGAGUAAAAAUAUGCAGGAAAUCUGAAAUUUAAAAAUACCUUUGAAUUUAAUAUUUAAAGAGUAAAUAAAAUAUAAAUAGUUAAGCCAAUUGAGAUAUUUUUUUUUCAAAAUAUUUUAGAAGCAUCUAGCUAACUUAAAGACCAGACUGAAUAAUACGGAUUCAUUUUAUUACUAUUUAAAUUAAAAGUUCAUUUAUAACGUACUUUUAAAAAUUACAGAUUGCCUGAAGGAUAUUAGUUUGUAAAAAAACCAUGAUAUUUUUUGAAAAAAAAAAAAAAAUCAGCUCAACAGACAGGCCUAGUUCUGUAUUAGGGUAGCUUAGGAGGUACAGGACAAGUUCUCAACUUACCUCUCGUACCUACACAAUGAUAUCCAUCAGCUCUCGGAUCACAAUAUGAAAUGACCUAAGGACGUUGUCACCAAACGAGAUGACGGCGUGCGGUAAUCUUGUAUGGAGGCGAGGCAUUUCUGUUACGUGUCCGAGGCGUUAUAGUAAGUCCUAAGCCUUACUCGUCCUGUGGUCGGAUUGAGCGCGAGUGAAAGGUCUAGUACGCGGCGUCACAAUAGUUUGCUCGAGUAAAGCAGUGUGUGGCAGCAGCGCUAGAAGCUAAGUGUACCUAACUGCGCCAUAAGUGUUUAAAAUUAAAAAUAAAUGUUAUUUUAUAUGUA
Bicyclus anynana (squinting bush brown) is the source of this 2026-nucleotide messenger RNA. RefSeq lists its product as uncharacterized. The transcript has 4 exons. Bases 156 to 842 code for a protein of 228 amino acids. The record is from RefSeq and is a predicted model, not a curated record. Lineage: Eukaryota; Metazoa; Arthropoda; Insecta; Lepidoptera; Nymphalidae.